Messenger RNA from Ichthyophthirius multifiliis, 1521 nucleotides. RefSeq lists its product as hypothetical. The record is from RefSeq and is a predicted model, not a curated record. The annotation marks the transcript as partial. The transcript has 4 exons. NCBI's taxonomy places the organism in Eukaryota, Ciliophora, Oligohymenophorea, Hymenostomatida. Gene Ontology annotation, molecular function: protein binding.
AUGAAAAAUGGAGAAAUUAUUAAAUAAGUUAAUGAUUUUAAGGAAAUUGAUAAUUCUGAAUUUUCUAAAAAACAGUAUCAUAUUUAAAAAAAAGAAAAUAAUGAUGUUUCAUGCAUAAUUUUUAUACACGAAGAAAAUUUACUUGUGGCAAGUUUUUUUGAUUCUACUAUUAGAAUAUAUGAUGAAUCAGAAGCUGAUUAAUCUGAACUUGUUAAAGUAUUAAGUGGAGGUCAUUCUGAUUCAGAAAUCUUGGUUCUAUCAUAUUCUUCUAAAUAAUAUAUAUUAGCAAGUGGAGCUGCUAAUGGUACUAUUGCUUUAUGGGAUUUUGAAAAUGGAAAAUUAGAGAAUAUAUUAAAAGGCGAUUAAUCAGAAAUUUUGCUUAUUGAAUUUUUAGAUUCGUACCCAUGUAUUAUGAGUAGUUCUAUUAGUGGAUUUGUAUAUAUUUGGGGUUCAAAGAAUUGUAAUUAGAAUUAUAAAUAUAGAUUAAUAAUAUAGAUUUAAAAUUCACAUUUUAUAAAUGGUAUUGAGUAAUUAUAUGGUGUUUAUUCAAGUAUUUGUAUUAAUUAUGAAAAUAUUUAAAAAAGGGAAAUUCCAUAAGAUGAGUUUUUGCCUUUAGAUAUGGAGAAUUUCAAUCCUAUUAUUAAAAGAAGUAAAGAGAAGAAAAAUUCAAAAAUCAAGAUUUUUUAUGACGAAAAUAAUAAUAAAAAAGGUUCUUUUAUUUUUUCUUCAUAACUUAAAAAUAAAAAUAUAAAUAAUAAUAAUAUUGAAAGCCCAAAAAAUGAGUAAACUGAAGAUGAUAUUAAAGAAACAAAAGAAUGUUUUGAAAAAUAUUGGGAAAAUUUCAAUUAGAAAAAUAAAUAAUUUUAAUGUCUGGUUUAUGUUGGAGAUUUCAAAGGAAUUAUUUAAAUUUGGAAUUUUACUGAUAUAUUUUAAGCCAGAAAAAUUUAACCUUUAAUAGAAGAAAAAAAAAAACUUAAUGUCCAAAUUAGAAGAAAAGACCUCAUUAAUGUAACUAAAACAGCUCAAAAUAUGCUCAUAAUGUCUGAAAAGAAAUAAUUAUAAAAUUAAUUCAUAAUUCAUCCUAUAAAUACUAUUCUUUUAAAAAGAUGGGUAGGACAUUAGGCUUGUAUUAAUAAAUUAACGAAAAUAAAUGAACCUAAGUGUAUUAUUUCAUGCUCUCAUGAUAAAAAUGUCAAAAUUUGGUCAAUUUAAGGGGAAUAUUAUUCAAAAAUUAAUAUAAAUUAAUUUGAUAAAUAAUAAAAAUGGUAUUUUCCAUAUAAUUGGAUUAAUUAGAAAAUGAAUGAUUUGGAAUUAGUUUUUGAUUCUUUGGAAAUUAUUGAAAAUGAUGUACUUAAUUAAGGUUAAAAAGAUAAAAUAAGAAUGAACUAUUUAAUGGGAAAGUAUUUCGAUUAAAAUAAUUAUAAUGAUCUUGAAGUUAAACUUAAUUAAGUUGAUGAAAUUAAUUAAUCUGAAGAAGAAAUCACUUAAUAACCAAAUUAUUACUAUCAAUAAAAUUUAACU